Pterocles gutturalis (yellow-throated sandgrouse) is the source of this 1121-nucleotide messenger RNA. RefSeq names its product EGF-like-domain, multiple 7 (gene EGFL7). Gene Ontology annotation, biological process: anatomical structure development. Gene Ontology annotation, molecular function: calcium ion binding; signaling receptor binding. Lineage: Eukaryota; Metazoa; Chordata; Aves; Pterocliformes; Pteroclidae. The record is from RefSeq and is a predicted model, not a curated record. Gene Ontology annotation, cellular component: cell surface; extracellular region.
AUGCGCCGCGUCGGCUGCCUCCUCUCGGCACUCCUCUUCAUCCUCAGCCUGACCAGCACCAACGGCUUUCCCCUGGCAGGCCGCAGAGUCUGUGCCGCGGCCCCGCAGAGCCGGGUGGCUGCUUACGCCGAGUCCCACGUCCAGCCCGUCUACCAGCCCUACCUCACCACCUGCCAGGGCCACCGCCUCUGCAGCACCUACAGGACCAUCUACAGGGUUGCCUACCGGCAGGCAUACAGGCAGCUGCCCCAGCCCACGGCCUCAUGCUGUCCUGGCUGGAGCAGAGCAAACAGCCCUGCGCUGGGCUGCAACAGAGCAAUCUGCUGGAACGGCGGGAGCUGCGCCUUCCCCGGCAGAUGCGCCUGCCCACCUGGCUGGACAGGGCGAGCCUGCCAGACAGACGUGGAUGAGUGUGCCGACCAGAGCCACGCGUGCGGCCAGCUCUGCGUCAACACGGCCGGGAGCUACCGCUGCGCCUGCUGGGAUGGCUUCAGCCUUGCUGCCGACGACAAGGCAUGCCAGCCCCUGGUGCCACCCCCUGAGCCAGAAUCCUUCAGCUACCCAGGUCCCCCCAGUGAAAUGAAGGAAGAAAUGAAAGACCUGAAGAGCAGAGUGGAAGCGCUGGAGCAGAAACUCCAGUUGGUGCUGGCCCCCUUCCACAACCUCAUGCCGUCUGCACCGGAGGACAUCGGCGCAGACCCCAUCAGCCGGCUGUCCCACUCCCUCCAGCAACUGGACAGAAUCGACUCCCUGAGCGAGCAGAUCUCCUUCCUCGAGGAACGGCUGGAGACAUGCUCCUGCAAGAAUGAACUCUAGCCGAGUGCCUGCAGAACUGGAGCAAGCAGAAUACAUCCAUAGCUCUUAUCUCACUCUCCAGCCGCAGGGCGAGGAUGAAGCCACAACAUUUACAGGAAGGCACAGGGUAGCAGGAGAAAGCUGGUUUGCCAUCAGCAUCUCCUUCAUUUUCUCUUAUAACUCACCUUACAAAACAUCACACAGUUACUUCCAAACUGGACUCCGAGCCCUCAGCAUCUCACCCCCUUCCUGCUGGAGUGGCAGAAAAUAAAUGCCUUACCUCACGCUGUUAGUGCCUGUCUGGCUGUGCCAGAGACUGGCUGUAC